CGCGCAGCUGCUCUCCACUUCAGCCAGGAUUUUGCUGGAUUCAUGGUACGCACGUUCUGCUCUCUGAAGACAUCUAUAAUGGAGCUAGGUCUCGUCUGCUCGAGGACUUUGUAAUCGGACUGCUUUAGACUGGUUACUGUGACUGUGAGGAGAGACUAUGUGUUCUUCGGGAUGGGUGCGAACAAUGGCAAACAGUGUGGAAGUGAAGGCAAGGGUAGCUCCAGUAUCUCCUCCGAUGUGAGCUCCAGCACCGAUCAUACGCCCACCAAAGCUCCCAAGAAUGUGGCUACCAGUGAAGAUUCGGACUUGAGCAUGAGGACACUAAGCACUCCCAGUCCUGCCCUCAUUCUGAAGUCAAACCCUUCCUGUGUCUCCCCUCAAACAGUCCCAAACGGCCAUGAACCGUCUUCCACAUCUUUUAACGUCACUGGGGAAACAGUUGCCCUGGUUCACCCGCCUCCAGGCACUCGCUCACGGCCUUCCAAAGUUCCUCCCACCACCCUCAUUGAUAUCCUGCCCGAUCCUGUUUUACUCCACAUCCUGUCUUACCUGUCCACCCCUCAGCUGUGCCGCUGCGCUCGAGCGUGUCACCGCUGGUAUAACCUGGCCUGGGACCCGCGGCUCUGGAGUACCAUUCGUCUGACUGGAGAGCUGCUGAACGCUGACCGAGCCCUCAAAGUGCUCACCCAUCGCUUGUGUCUGGACACUCCCAACGUCUGUCUGACCCUGGAGACGGUGGUGGCCAGUGGCUGCCGGAGGCUGUCGGAUCGCGGGCUGCGUGUGGUCGCUCAGUGCUGCCCAGAACUGCGGCGUUUGGAGGUUGCAGGCUGCUAUAAUGUGUCCAACGAAGCAGUGUUUGAUGUGGUAUCCCAGUGUCCCAAUCUGGAACAUCUAGACGUAUCAGGCUGCCCUAAAGUGACCUGUAUCAGCCUGACGGAGGAGGCGUCUCUACAGCUCACACCUCUACAUGGACAGCAGAUCGGCCUGCGAUACCUGGACAUGACAGACUGUGUAUCACUGGAGGACAAAGGCUUGAGGACCAUUGCCUUUCAUUGUCCAUGUCUCACACACCUCUACCUGCGCCGCUGCAGCCGGCUAACAGACGAGGCCCUGCGACAGCUAGCACUGCACUGCACUGCUUUACGUGAGCUUAGCCUUAGCGACUGCCCUCUGAUUGGAGACUUUGGCUUACGUGAGGUCGCUCGCCUUGAGGGCCGUCUACGCUAUCUGAGUGUGGCACACUGUAUGCGCAUAACAGACGUUGGACUGCGUUAUGUAGCACGCUACUGUCCGCGGCUCCGCUACCUGAAUGCACGGGGAUGCGAGGGGUUGACGGACCAGGGUUUGAGCCACUUAGCUCGCAAAUGCCCCCGAUUGCGGUCUGUAGAUGUUGGCCGCUGCCCACUGGUGUCAGACACCGGGUUGGAGGUGUUAGCACGCUGUUGUGAAGGGCUACGAAGGCUGAGUCUGAGAGGCUGCGAGAGUUUGACAGGGAGAGGGCUAAUGGUGCUAGCAGCGGGGUGUCCCGAGCUGCAGUUACUAAACGUACAAGAGUGUGAGGUGCCACCUGAGGCACUUCGACUGGUCCGACAGCAGUGCAGACGCUGUGUAAUAGAACACACCAUACCUGCUUUCUACUGAGGGGACAGGUUGGGGACGCCAGAGGUGUCGACCUCUGAAAAACAGAUGUUUAUACUUUUUGCAUUCCUAUGACUGCCUGAUGAGAUGCAACAAGGUGGAUGUGUCUCAAAACCUAGUGCAGGGGUGCUCAGUCAUGCUCCUGGAAGGCCACUCAUGCAGAGUUUAGCUCCAACACACUUGAACAAACAUUUCUAGUAAUCCUGACUGUAAUUGGUUGGUUCAGAUCUGUUUAAUUUGGGCUUGGAGCUAAACUCUGCAGGACAGUGGCCUUCCAGGAGCAGGACUGGAAGUUCUUUACCUAGUUAAUCUAUUCACUGUCUACUUCAGUGUUUCCCAACCCUGUUCCUGGAGGCACACCAACAGUAUAUAUUUAGGAUGUCUCCCUUAUCUGUUUCAUACAAAUGAAGUCUAGGAGUGUCUACUAACAAGCUGAUGAGUUGAAUCAGAUUUAAUUAUGAAGAGUUUGGAAAUGUGUACUGUGUCUCCUGCUCAACUCAAGGGUGUCAAACCCUGCUCCUGAAGGAUCACUGUUGUGAAGAGUUUAGCUCCAACACACCUGCCCAGAAGUUUCUAGUAAUCCUAAAGACCUUGAUUAGUUUGUUCAGAUGUGUUUUAUUCAGGUUGAAGGUUUAAUUCAGGCCCUCAAGGUGCGGGAUAGGUCACCCCUUACCUAGUGAGUCAACGUGUCAUCUACUUCAGUGUUUUCCAACCUUGUCUCUAGGAAGAGUUUGAAAACGUGUACUGUGUCUCCAUAAACAGGCAUGGGAAACAUUGGCCUACUGAAAUUCUGGGGCAAAUAAAGACCUUGAUAAGCUUGUUCAGAUGUAUUUAAUUCAGACUGGAGCUAAAGUCUGCUGGAAGGUGGCCUCCAGGAACAGGACUGGAAACCCCUGACCUAGUGAAUUGGCUUGGUGUCUACUGCAGUGUUUCCCUACCUUGUUCCUGGAGGUACACCAACAGUAUACAUUUUUUAUGUCUCCCGUAUCUGACCCAUCCAUUUCAGGUCUAGGAGUCUCUACUAAUGAGCUGAUAAGCUGAAUAAGAUCUGUUUGAUUAGAAAGAGUCUGAAAAUGUGUACUGUGUCUCCAUGAACAGGCUUGGAAAACACAGGUCUCCUGCAACUCUGGGGCAACUAAAGGCCCGGGUAUACUUCACUUUCUGCAUUCAGCUGCGUCAACAAGGCUUUCAAAGUAUACUCAGCCACAAAUGGAUGAGCUCGGCACAUGCACAGUAGACACCUACUCGACUCGUUCUGUCUCAACAUUCACCUUGCACCUGUGCUAUUGUACGUGAACCAUUUUUGUGACUACAUGGACGUCCUUUGACACUUCUGAUGACAAAAGUUGCAUCACAAGGACAGUGUGCAAACUCUUAUAAGUAUACUUUUGGCUUUGGGGUGUCAAACUCUGGAGGACCACUGUCCUGUACAACACACCUGCCCAGAAGUUUCUAGUGAUCCCAAAGGCCUUGAUUAACUUGUUCAGAUGUGUUUAAUUUGGGUUGGAGCUAAACUCUGCCGAAAUGUAGCCCUCCAGAAGCAGGAUUGGACACCUCUGACGUAGUGAGUCGACUUGCUGUAUACUGAAAUUCUAGGGCAAGUCAGUGGUGUUAAACCUUGCUCAUAAAAGGCCAUGCAGAGACUAGCUGAAAACCUAAGAUAAACUAAACUUACCUGAACCAUCUGAAUAAAUUCUAGGAUAAGUAGGAAGUUCUGGACAGGUGUGCAGGAGCAGGUUGGAUCUAAACUGCAGGAUGGAGGCCCUACAAGAGUGAGAUUAGACAUUAACAGACAAAUAAACAACAUCUUAAAGGGAUAGUUCACCCCAAAAUGAAAAUUUGAUGUUCAUCUGCUUACCCCAAGAUGUAGGUGACUUUGUUUCUUCAGUAGAACACAAAACGAUUGGUCUGUGCAAGAAAUUGAAC
Messenger RNA from Cyprinus carpio (common carp), 3564 nucleotides. Its product is annotated as F-box/LRR-repeat protein 7. NCBI's taxonomy places the organism in Eukaryota, Metazoa, Chordata, Actinopteri, Cypriniformes, Cyprinidae. The record is from RefSeq and is a predicted model, not a curated record. Gene Ontology annotation, cellular component: SCF ubiquitin ligase complex. Gene Ontology annotation, biological process: SCF-dependent proteasomal ubiquitin-dependent protein catabolic process. Gene Ontology annotation, molecular function: protein binding.